GCUGUGCAUGCUGAGAAAUUUGAAUAUGGAAGGCUUCAGCUUCUUUCUCUGCGCUGUCCACAGCCUGUCGCUCUGUGUGUUUAAAGAGCAUUAGCACACUGGCAGGCAGCUAGCUUCAGUCAGAUUAACUCAUUCAGCAAGUCUCAUUCAGAGCUGAGGCCUGGGCCAGGAGAUGACUACAAUAGGUCCUGAUUACUGUCACAUUGCCACACUGACGGAAUUGAUAGAACAAGAGAAAAGAGGAAACUUUCUCGUCUUAGCCAUAAUGUAAACUUAUUAAAUGCAUCAGUGUGUCAGUGUACUACACAACAUCAUGGCCUGCAGAUUCCUCUUCACCAAGUGUCUGCUUCUUACAUCAUUAAUCCUCAUUUUUAGUUAGUGUGUGUAAAGACUCUAUUCAUCUUACUCUUUUAAAUAUGGACGAUCAAAUUCUGAAUUUGAAAAAUAUUUAAGUUGAAAGUUUAUAGACUGUUUCUUCUUGUCUUUCCGUUCUUCCCAUAUUUCUUAUAUUUUUGCCUCUCUCAUAUUGUCCCUCUUUAUUUUUUUCCCUUUUUUUCUCUCUUUCUCUCUCUGGCUCUUCUACUACUGUCCUCUCUUCUUUCUUUCUUUCUUUCUUUCUUUCAGCCACAUGUUCUUUUUCUUUCUAUCAGCGUAUCUAAAAACCUUUCCUCCUUUCUAUAAUUUUUCUUUCUUUUUUCUUUUUCCAACUUGUAUUCUUGUAUUUGUUUUAUUUUCCUUCUCUCACAUUCGCUCUCUUUCUUUCUCUAUUUUUCUCUCUUACUCUCUAUUUUCUGUUGAAUUUCUUUCAGUCACAUUAUUAAGUUUUCUUUAGCCUUCUCUUUCGUUCUCUUUUUCCUGUAUCGCUUUCCCUCAUUUUGUCCCUCUUUCUUUAUGUCAGCUUAUUGCUGACUCUCUUCCUUUCUUUCCUGCUUUCUUGACUUUUUUGCUCUCUCAAAUUCUCUCUCUCUCUCUCUCUCUCUCUCUCUCUCUCUCUCUCUUGCGCUCUCCUAUUUCUUUCUUUCUCUACUGCUUUUAAUCUUUUGUUUAGAUAUGUAAAAGCUCAAUCCAUCUUGCUCUUUCAGAAACGGAUGAUCCUCACUGGUCACAUUGAUGGAAUUAAGGAAAUGACAGGCGAAGUUUAAUAGAUAGUGUGAGUGAAGCAUACUGUCAGUGUACCUCUGAUAGGGGCAUUGUGGGAAAAUAAUUGGCUUUUUGCUCAUGCAGAGACUCAAUGCAGACAGAGCAUUUAGCAUAUGGAGUAAGAUGAGUGGGCAUGCUUCCUGAUUAAUUCUGUUGUUUUACAAUAAUGUAUUAAACUUAUAAUAGGACAUAAGAGGAGUUUUUCAUUUGGUCACACAGACUGUUACAUGUUUUUUAGAGUUAGGGUUAGGCUUAUAGACAGAACUCAUUAUGGAAAUAUUUGCUUAAUAGUUGCAGUAAUAUUGGUAAUGGCAAUGCUAUAAAUUCUCUGCUAUAAACUGUACCACUGAUGAUGAGGAAAUGAUGGAUAUCUGACGAGCUACAAGAUGCUUCAGUUGCUGUUCUUGGCAGGAAAUGAAAAAGAAAGAUUCACACUCCAUUACUGUUUAAGUCGGAAACUUGAAUCCAAUCCAUUUCUUUAGCUGUGAACUCCAGGAAUAUGUAUGUCAGUCCCUGCAUUAUAAAGAGCGAGAACUACAGCCACUGAAUGUUUCUCUGGUUUUUGACAGCUGCUUCACUGGUAAGAUGGACACUUCUCUUUCCCUAAACAUAGGUUGACACAUUUUUCACUCUUUUUCCGCUCCACUUUCUCCUCCACCCUAGCGAGCAUUAGCCAUCCAUCACUCUCUGGUAUAGCCCACUUCCUUCUUCUAACCUCUCUUCUCUUUCUCUUCAUCUACAGCUGAUGCAGCAGCAGGCGGCCCUCAUGGCUGCAAGUCACGGUGGCUACCUGACACCCAGCGUGGCGUUCCCAGCCACCCAGAUCCACCAGAUGGGGGCACUGAACAUCAACAGCCUCCCUCCCACCCCCAUGACCCCGGUGUCGGGUGAGUUUCAUCAGCAUCUGGGCCUUAGCUCACCACCCGCAAACAUCACAUCUUCAGCCGUGCCCAGCAUUGUCACUCCAAUUGUCAACGGCUUCACUGGCAUCCCUCACCAGCCCAACGGCCACCCAGCAGUGGAAACUGUGUAUGCCAACGGCCUGCCCCCUUACUCCACCCAAAGCCCCACUGCUGCAGACACAAUGCAGCAGGCCUUCACUGGGGUGCAACAGUACACAGGUAUAGCUCACACUAUUCACCACAGGGCAUUUUCCCUCUAGUAAACUAUGAGGAGAGUAAUGGGCCGGGUGUCGAUCAUGCUCCCAUAAUUGUUUAUAGAUAAAUAUAUUUUGCAAUAUCUAGCGAAUAUUCAGGGUAUUGGGUAAAGAUACAUGGUAAGGUAAUGCCUUUAAACUGCUGUCCAUAUAACCCAAGAGUGUUGGAACUGUAUUCCCCUGUGCUCCCACUCAAUUCAACCCCUGAAUCUGGGAGAUGGGUCAGCUAGGGCUUUUGGAAAAUCCUUGUUAUUUUCCCCCGAUAUUAAGGGUCGCAAAAUACUGAGAACUUGUGUGUGUUCGUCAGGGUGUCAAAUAUAAGGCCACAUAAUGGGAGCAGCACAAUAAAGGUUCUAAUCUGGCCCAGUAAAUGAAUUUAGACUGGGGGUGGGGGUUAGGGAAUUAUGUUAUACAUAUAUAAGUUCAGUGAAUACUUAUAUAUGUAUGGUAAAAUCAUAAUUUGGAAAAUGUGGUUUCUUGCACUCUAAAAAAUGCUGGGUUAUUUUUUCUACCCAAAU
Molecule: messenger RNA, 2814 nt
Organism: Ictalurus furcatus (blue catfish)
Lineage: Eukaryota; Metazoa; Chordata; Actinopteri; Siluriformes; Ictaluridae
Product: CUGBP Elav-like family member 4
Exons: 2
Coding region: 1886-2302 (138 amino acids)
Source: RefSeq, a predicted model, not a curated record